Molecule: messenger RNA, 903 nt
Organism: Cantharellus anzutake
Lineage: Eukaryota; Fungi; Basidiomycota; Agaricomycetes; Cantharellales; Hydnaceae
Exons: 3
Coding region: 1-903 (300 amino acids)
Source: RefSeq, a predicted model, not a curated record
AUGAAGCAAUAUGUUGAAGACAUUUUGGUGCCGUACUUCCUGGAACAAAAGAGAAGGCUCACCCUCCCUGAUGAUUAUCAUUGUAUCUGGAAACUUGAUGUGUGGGCUGUUCACACAUCACGGGAAUUUCGUGAAUGGAUCUAUAGCUGUUUCCCAUGGAUCAUCCUGGAUUAUGUCCCUGGAGGUUGUACUGGCCUCUUUCAGCCAUGCGACCUUGUUGUUCAAUGGGCAUUCAAGCUUGCAUUGGAAGACCAACAAGAGAUUGUUGCAGUGGAGGCUAGCCUUCCAGAAUUAUGCCAGCGGAUGGUUUGCAUCCUCAUCAAGGCAUUCCAUGAAAUAAACAAACCACACAUUGUCCUUAAGGCCUUCGAGAAAGCAAAAUCAGGCAAAUUCAAUCUUUCACACUCCAGUCUCACAAGUUCAGCAGUGCUUGACAUCCUGAGGAUGCUCCAUGUUGACAACCCAACACUCUUUUCCGAGUUUUCAAAACCUCGCUCAGCCCCAGAAGCCCCACAAAAUCACACUCAGUGUGCAAAUGGUGUUGGAUCGGAUGAGCCUCCAUUCCCCCCCAAUAGUAAUGAGUGUUCUGACAUUCCCUAUGGUGCCGCACUUACACAUACUCUCACUGGAGAGGUUCGCGAAGGCCUUAUGCUUGAACCCGGCACCCAAUCCCUUCUGCCACAACCCACGCUUGCAAAUGAGCUGGACCCCAAUUUUCCUGAGGAUGCCAACGAUUUGGAUGGGCACUGCAGUAGGGAAGAAGAUGAACAGGAUUCAGGUGAUGAUUAUGAUGGCAAUGAAGCACCUGAUUCAAAUUGGGAUCUGGAGCCGGCACGUCAAGGGGGAAGGGUGAAGAAAGUUGUUGAUUUGGCAGCACGCAAUAGGUGGUGGGAGGGGUGGUAA